Molecule: messenger RNA, 2351 nt
Organism: Cheilinus undulatus (humphead wrasse)
Lineage: Eukaryota; Metazoa; Chordata; Actinopteri; Labriformes; Labridae
Product: mucolipin-3-like
Exons: 14
Coding region: 284-1921 (545 amino acids)
Cellular component (GO): plasma membrane; lysosomal membrane
Molecular function (GO): NAADP-sensitive calcium-release channel activity
Source: RefSeq, a predicted model, not a curated record
GACUCCAAUCAAAGCGUAGAAACAUCUCAGCAACGACUGGGAGAAAUGGGAAGCACACUGCGGUCACAUACAAUGUGAAUUAGCUUCUGUGUUAGUGCAGACUGUCACAGCAGAGCUCUGAUCUAUGUUUUGGAAAAACUGGAAAAGCUUAAAAUGACGCAGAUGAGUGACAGUCACUGUGGCAGAGGCUGGUGUGAUGACUGUGACGCCUGGUUUUCAAACAGAGGAGAGGUUACAAGGGUAAGACCAGUCACUCUGUGGCCCGCUGCUGCACAACAGUAUAAUGGAGGAAUCUGAGCCUCUGUUGGCUACGAGGUCAGAGAGGAUAAACGGACACUGCAGAUGGAGCACCCACACCCUGGAGUCAAAGAUGGUGGAGGACUUCAGACGGAAGCUCAAGUACUUCUUCAUGAACCCCUGUGAGAAAUACAGAGCCAGGGGGCGCAAGCCAUGGAAACUUAUGUUACAAAUAUUAAAGAUUGCAAUCAUCACAGUCCAGUUAGUCUCUUUUGGCCUGAGCAAUGAAAUGAUGGUCACUUUUAAAGAAGAAAACCUGAUGACAUUCAGGCACCUGUUUCUAAAAGGAUACAAGGAUCACCGGCUAGGGAGCUAUGCACUUUAUACCAAGGCAGAUGUGUAUGAUCACAUAUACUACAUCAUCAACAGGUACAUUAAUCUCCAAAACCUCACGGUGGGGAACCUUGCAUAUGAGAGGGUUGAUGGCAAAUACACUCCUCUGUCUGUGUGUCAAGAAUAUUACAGAAACAGCAGCAUCGAUCCUGGAAAUGAGACCUUUCACAUCGACCCACAUACUGUUAAAGAUUGCAUGUCCAUUUCCUCCCUGCAGUCAGUUGGCAGUGUGGCCACACACGUGAACUUCUCCUUAGACUUUAAAAGGCUGCUAUCAGUGAGCAUCUACCUCACUCUGAAAACCAUCAAUCUGCAGACUGUGCAGCACCACGAGCUACCAGACUGCUAUGACUUUCAUAUUAUGAUCAAGUUUGAUAACCGGGCCCACAGCGGAAAGAUAAAGGUGGAUAUUGUGAAUGAUUUCAGGAUCUACGAAUGCAGAGACUGGAAUGUGGAAGGGACUUCUUAUAAGAACGAUUACCUCCUCCUCUCGUUUGAUUCUGUGGUCAUCCUCGCCUGCUUCACCUCUCUCAUCCUCUGCAUGCGGUCUGUCAUCAACGGCAUCCAGCUGCAGUUUGAAUUCAACAUAUUCUUCCACGCCUACUACAACAAAAUUGUGAGUUGGUCAGACCGCAUGGAGUUUGUGAAUGGUUGGUACAUCCUCAUAGUUGUGAGCGACACACUGACCAUUGCUGGCUCUGUGCUCAAAAUUGGAAUUCAAACAAAGUAUCUGACAAACUAUGAUGUCUGUAGUAUUCUGCUGGGAACUGCUACAAUGCUUGUCUGGGUUGGUGUGAUUCGGUACCUUGGAUUCUUCAAGAAAUACAAUAUUUUAAUUUUGACCCUCAGGGCCGCAUUCCCAAAUGUGAUUAGAUUCUGCUGUUGUGCAGCCAUGAUCUACCUUGGGUACUGUUUCUGUGGUUGGAUUGUCCUUGGGCCUUACCAUGACAAGUUCCGAACGCUUGACAAGGUGACAGAGUGCCUCUUCUCACUCAUAAACGGCGACGACAUGUACGCCACCUUCCUGAACAUGAGAGAUAAGAGCUACAUGGUGUGGCUUUUCAGCAGACUUUACCUCUACUCCUUCAUCUCCCUCUUCAUCUACAUGGUGCUCAGUCUCUUCAUUGCCCUCAUCACAGACACCUAUGAAACCAUCAAGCAUCACCAGCAGGAAAAGCUGCCCACGUCCCAGCUUCAGUCCUUCAUAGCAGAGUGCAGAGACCAGCCUGAGUCUGGAAGAUACCAGACUGAAGAGUCAGCGUCCUGUUGCCUCUCUCCAUGCUGCUGCUGAACUUAGAAAUGUGGGCAGGCGUAUCAAAUGUGACUGAAAAAGGCUGAAGAGUCCCAAGUGUGUCUGAAAAUGAUGAUGAUGUUUGAAGAGACAUUUUGAAUAUCUUCUUACAAAAGCAGAAUUUCUAAACUGUAUGUUAAAAAAAUUAAACUUCCUCGUGCAACACUAAGAAGAACACUAAGUGGACACUUUUUAAAGUGUAGUCACUUUUUGAUAGUGACUUUAAUAUGAACAUGCACAACUAACAAAUUCCACCUUAGUUUAAUGAUGUUUUGGAAUUUUAAGUGGUGCACAUUUUAUAUGCCCAAAAAUGUCCUAACACAGCACAGAACAACAUAUCUGUGCUGGAUUUGUUUCUUGAACAAGCUUCUGGGUAUAUUACAUCUCAAAAAAUGAAAGUACAUAUUUUAAUUUAAAAUUCUAACUUGCC